Messenger RNA from Rotaria sordida, 3576 nucleotides. The record is from the annotation of a GenBank genome assembly. Lineage: Eukaryota; Metazoa; Rotifera; Eurotatoria; Philodinida; Philodinidae.
AUGUUUUAUUUAUUAGAAGAUCAAUUAAUUGAUGAUAUUGUUUCGCGAGCUGAACAAUCUCGUAUUUCAUAUAAUUUACAACGAGAAGAAUUUCAUAAUCUUAAUGGAAAUCUUCAAACUUAUUUAAAUAAUAUAAAAACAAUUGAUGAUGAUAAUCAUCACUUAAAAGAAAAUAUUCAACAAAUACGUACAAAUUAUAUUUCAACAUUAGAAAAUUAUUUAAAAUAUUUAUUAAAUGAUUUUCGUCAAUUAAGUCAAAAAUUAACUGAAACUCAUAUUGAUCGUUAUAAAUUCAAAGCACAUACAAGACGUAUUGUUAAUGAACGUGAAGAAUUUAAACAACGAAUUAAUUUUAUUGCUAGUAAUGAAAAAGAACAAAUUAAACAUUUAAAUAUUUUACAAAAAAAAGAACGUUCCGUUCGUAAUGAAUUUCUUAAAUUAAACGAACAAUUACAAAAUUGUUUAAAUAAUGUUGAAAAUGAAAAACAAGCUCAUCAACAAGCUAUGAAUAAAGUUGAUAGUUUACAAGUACAACUCGAACAAAUAUGUAUUGAACGAUCAAAAACUGAAUUUCAAAUUCAAACAUUAAAAGAAGAAAUUAAAUUAAUACAAACAGCAAAAGAUUUUCUUAAUGAAGAACAUGAAACAAUUAUAGCAACAGAAAUUGAAGCUAAUGAAUAUUUAUUAUCACAUUUAAAUGAUUCCAUAGUAUAUAUACGUGAAGAUUUCAAUCAACUUAAUAAAACACAAUUAAAACAAAUUGAAAAUGAAUAUAAACAAAUGUUACAAAUAUCUGAAGAAAAUUUUACAAAUCAUCAAAAAAUUAAUGAAUUAACAAUAUCUCAACAACGUACAAGUCAAAUAGAAUGUGAACGACUUCAAGAAGAAUAUCAAUUAGUUUUACAAGAUUUGACAACAAUUAAUAAUCAUAAUCAAAUAUUAUCUGAACAAAUUCUUGCUAUGGAAACUGAUUUAUAUUCAUUACGUGAUCAACGUAUACAACAAUUAACAUCGAAAGAUAAUGAAAUUGAAUAUAGUAAAAUUGAAUUACAAAUAUUAAAAGAAAAAUUAAAUCAUUUAGUAGAAUAUGAUCAAAAUUUAAAAUUUGAAUUAACACUUUAUCGAGGAGUUUUAGAAAGUGAAUAUAAACGAAAACAGAAACAAUCAUCAAUUAAUACUUCUUAUCUAAGAAGACCAACAAUAUUACAAACCAAUAAUAAUUUGAUAAUAGAUAGAACAACAUCGUUGACAAGUAGUACAAAUCAAAGUAAAUUUAAUGAUCAACAAGAGGAGAAUCUAACAAAUCGUGAUAGAAUUCAAUCAGAGUAUGAUACACUUGGAGAAGAUAAAAAUAAUCAAAUUAAUGAUGUUUUAUCAACAAAAACUUCAUCUAAUGAUGGAAAACUUGUAACUCAAGACAUUUCAUGGCAACAAGUGAUUGAACCAUUCAAUCAAGAACAAGAACAAGAUAGAAUAAAAGAUCAAUUGAUUUCAUCAUUUGAAGCUCAACAGAUCUUUUCAGCAAGUUCAGAAACACGAAAAUCUCCUACUCCAUCUAUUCCUCCGGUAGUAAUACGAGAAGAUCAAUCAGCAUUUUCUCCAAUUCAACAAUUAACCGCUACACCAAGUGAACUUCGAUCAUUACCAAUAAUUCCAUCAACAAAUCAGCAAACAUCACCAACCGAAACUGUUUCAGAUUUAUUCAAAAUUCGUCAUUCAUCUUUAACAUCUCCACAAGAACCUCAAACAUUAUCUGAAAUCCAAAAAUCGCCAACUUUACCUACUACUUCAACACUCCAAGAAGAUCAAACAGCUUCUGAAAAUGUUUCUCACUCACCUUCGGCUCUAUCAGAAGAUCAUCGAACCAUAUCUGAAGUAUCACAAUCAUUAUCAAGUAUUUCUUCAGAUGCUUCGACAAAACUAUCUGAUAUUCAAGGAUCACCUUCUUCACCUACCAAAACAAUCACUACAGAAUAUCAACAAUUAGCUUCUGAUCUGCAUGAACAAUCUUCAAUAAUUCCAGAAGAUCGUGAAACAGCAUCGGAAAUUCAGAUAUUUCCUUUCGUGGACACUCCUACAACAAGUACUGAUAUUCAGGAAAAUAUUGCGUCAAUAUUAUCGAAUAAUGAUAAUAAAUUAGAAUUAAAACAAGAUGACAUAUCAGAACAAACACAAAGAGAAGAAGAAAUUAGUUCUUCUCUUACAAGUCAAACACAGGAGAAUUAUACAACUGACUAUUUUUCCUCAACAAUAAUCAGUAGCGAUCAUAAUGAUGAUAAGAUAGAUGAACGUAAUUCUUUACUACCACGAGAUGGAAGCAAACAAUCAUCAAGUAAUACAUCAUUAUCUAAUAUUGAAGAAGUUGAUUUACCAACUUCUCAAAAAGUUGAAAUAACAUCCGAACAUGAUAACGAUCCAAAUUUAGCAGUUAUUAUUCAAGAUCUUCGUUAUGUAUUUCAUGAAUUAGCCAAUGAUGAAGAUUUAGUUGAAAUAAAUUAUGAUUUACCAGAUAAAUUACUUGAUCGUUUGGAAUUUCGUGAUCAACUUAUACGAACAUUAUUCGAUAGUUUACUUAGAAAAUAUCUUCUACAAUCAGCUGCACAAGAUAAUCGUCCUAAAACACUUGAUUGGAUUGAAUUUCGUGAUAUUCUUUUUCCUAUAAUAACUGGUCGUUAUACGGAACGACAUAUUCGAAAAUUAUUUGAUUUAUUUGAUACAAGUAAAGAUGGUUAUUUAUCAUUACAAGAAAUAGCCGAAUUACUUGAAAUUCUUCAAGCUAAUAAUACUAUUAGUCUUGCACAGAAUAUUAUCGAUGAAUAUGAUACAGAUCACGAUGGAAAAUUAAGUGUUGAUGAAUUAAUUGAAGCAAUUAAAAAAACAGAUGAUAUUAAUGAACAUAUCUUAUCAAAAGAAACUGAAAAUAAACAAUGGUUUAAUCAAACUUCAUUGGAUAGUCAAGCUAUAUCAUUAGAAAUAUCAAGUAGAAAUUUUCCAACUAAAACUAAUGAUAAAUUUAACAAAGAAAUAUCUUUACUUGGUAGAAUAUUCAAAAACGUAGGUGCUAAUCCUGAUAGUAAACAAUUGGAUAGUAAUAAGAAAAAUUUAUCAAUAGAAAUAAUAAAUGAAUUUAUUAAUAAUAAUAUAAAUAUAUCAUAUGAUGAUUUACAAUUAUUUAUUGAAUUAUAUCUUAAUAAAAAACAAAAUACAAAUUCAUUCAUAAAUUGGAUCGAAUUUCGAGAUAUUUUUUUACCAAUUAUUAAUAAUGGAUACUAUUCAACAAAUGAUGUUCAACGAUGGUUUGAUAUAUUUGAUAUCGAUCAUAAUGGAAUAAUUACACAACAACAAGUUAUUCAGUUCCUUCGUUUAUUACAAAUAGAAAAUCCUGAUGAAAUUAUGAAUAAAUUAAAUAUAAUAACAGAAACACAUACAUAUGAUAAUAUUCCAUGGACACUUGAUGAAUUAAUAUUUGCAUUGAAUAAUGUUGAUGAAACAUGUGCUCAUGUUAUUACAAACAACGAACAAAUUCAACAAAUAGCUUCAUUUGAUAUUGACUGGCUUUCAAAUAAUGUAUUUUAA